Messenger RNA from Monosiga brevicollis MX1, 1612 nucleotides. RefSeq lists its product as uncharacterized. Gene Ontology annotation, biological process: dephosphorylation. Bases 1 to 1548 code for a protein of 515 amino acids. NCBI's taxonomy places the organism in Eukaryota, Choanoflagellata, Craspedida, Salpingoecidae. Gene Ontology annotation, molecular function: phosphatase activity. The record is from RefSeq and is a predicted model, not a curated record. The transcript is spliced from 12 exons.
AUGUCGUCGCUGCGACGCCUGGCUGGGCUGGGCCUGCUCUUGACUGCGCUUCCGCUUGUCCUCGGCGAGCUCAAACUGGUUCAGAUUCUCUUUCGACACGGUGACCGCACAGCGCUGCGAGACUUGCCCGGCGUGUCCCAGCCGAGUGACUGGCCCGAGGGCUAUGGCCAGCUCACAGCGCUGGGCAUGCAAAUGCAUUACAAUGUCGGCGCAUAUUUUCGCAAACGUUACAUUCAGGACCUUUCUUUUAUCGAUGCCGCUUACAAUCAUGAGCAGAUUGUGGUGCGCUCGACAGACGCAGACCGAACCCUCAUGAGUGCCCAGGCUCAGCUGGCGGGCUGGUUCCCCGUUGAGACAUCGGUGCUUGGUCCCCCUGACAUUCUGUGGCGACCCGUCCCGGUACACACGCGGCCCGUGGAGGACGACUUGCUCCUGCGCUCAUGGAGCCAGGGCGUCUGUCCGAGGUAUGAUCAGCUCGAGGCCAACUGGAACCAGACCCAGGGCUGGCAUGACAAGAACAACCAAAUCGUCGACCCCCUCGCUUGCCAGGCCGUGCAUCUUCCUGCCGACCAAAACUGCACGGUUGCCCAAUACCUCAGCGCCCUCGAGCCCAUUAGCCAAAUUGCGCCCCUGGACCUUGACUCUCUCUGGCAGAUUUCAGACACCUUGCUCUGUCGCCGAAUGCACAACCUGAGUAUGCCCGACUAUGCCAACCACUCGGACGUGGGUGAGGCCAGCUACAGCCUCCUCCGGAGCCUUGAAGAUUGGGGCAUGUAUGCCAUGUUUGACUCGGUGCCCAAGCGGCGCCUCUCUGGUGGGCCAGUGCUACAAGAGCUGAUUUCAAACAUGCAAGCUGCACUCCAGGAUUCAUCUAUGCCCCGCGUUUUCCUCUACUCGGGCCACGAUACCAACCUUGCCGCCGUACUUGAAGCGCUUCAGACUGACCACUUCCGCGCUCGUGCGCCACCCUACGCUUCUUGCUUGAUCGUUGAACUGCACGUUGAGGAUGACACCCCCUUUGUCCGGAUUGUGUUUAAGAACGAGAGUGCCAUCGAUGCGCCAGAGCAUCCAGGGCACACGCUCACUGUCAAAACCUGCGAGCAUUCCGACUGCCCACUCUCGGAAUUUGUCAAAGUGAUGUCUCCCAUAUUGCCUACUGACAUGACCGUUGAUUGCCAAGCCGCCACGCCUUCACCCACGACUCGAGCAUCCAGCAGCACGACGACCAAGAAUGUGCCUGCCUCCACGAUUGAUCCCACAAGCGCGGAUGCUGCCAACAAGCGCGACCUCACUGUGACGGCCGUCGUCGUCGCCAUUUGCCUUGCCCUGGCCGUCGCGGCCACGUUCUUCAUUUUGUUUCGCCGCCGGCAACGACGCAUGCGCACCAUUGGCACGAACAUCAAGUACACCAGCCGCUCUCUGGCAGCACCUCUCAGCGUCGUGGAUGAUGACGACGAGGAAGAAGACGUCUUUUCCAGCAACUAUCCCAACGCACCAGCACAGCGGCCUGGCCGAGCCUCCCGCAAUCAGUCUGAUGCAUUUGCAUAAGAACAUAAACAAAAAACGACAAGUAGCCUGCACGGCAGGCCCAUGGAAUUGAAAUCCUGACACG